UCUUGAAACACAAUUCACUUGAAGAAAAAAACCAGAUCAUAUCUCCUCCUCUAUCUAGACUCCACCUCCGUUUGAGCUUUAUGAUACAAAUCCUCACUAGAUUUAACCUUUUACAUUUGUCUAUUGUGUAACAGUUAGGUUUAAUUUGCAAAAUCAUCAGGUAUAUCUCAACAAUUUUAGUUGUAGUUCAGCUCUGCAUCUGGUAUAUCUCAAUAGCUUAACAGCAGGUCAGAAGACAAUUUUAGUUGUGGUUCAGAUCUACAUCUGGUAUAUCUCAACAACUUAGCAGCAGGUCAGAAGUUUCAUCAGCAAUGACACUUCAUGUUGGUAGUAGCAGUCGAUCCCGGACUACAAGUACUAGGUAUGCAUAUACUACUCCUAGGUCAAGUGCAGCUAAUUGGCCGAGGGCUUUGCUCAAUUCACAAGGGUCCCCAUCAACUGAAGGUGGUCGCAUUGCUGCAAGUUCAAGUGAAGGUAUUCGUCAUCGUUUUUCUUCGUCAGAUGGCGAUCAUUAUCCAAUCCAUGGUGAUCGGAAUCAGGAUGAAGGAUAUGAAUGACAUGAGGCUUUUCAUCAACCAAAUAAUGAAGCUGAAAAUACCGAGCAGAUAAUCACCUUUCGGAAACCAAGUUCAAUUCUAUGGGACAACCAAUAGAAGAUGGUUCUAAGGAAUAUUCCACCAGGGUUGGAACGAUAGCCAGGAGUAUUGUCCCGCCACAUCACGAAGAUUAGAGAGAUGUUCCUUGGGUUCUUAAGGAAGAAAUCUGGAGAGCCAUCAAGAAUGAGUACAUGGUACUUGAAGUCAUCAAGUGUAAGGCUCUAAUGAUGGAAAAUAAAUCAUGGAAGAACAAAAAGACUACUCUAAGGAAAUGGUGCGAUCAAUUUUCUACUGUUGCUGAGAGAAAGAACAACAGACCAGCUGGUGUGAAGAGAGAGGAUUGGGAGAAAUCUGUGGACUUGCAUAAUUCAUAAGCUGAUCAAAUACUAAGGGAGAUAGGGAAGGAAUCAAGGAAGCUACUGAAAGCUUUGCAUACUACUGGAAGGGAUGGCACUGCACGUCGUCGACAUAUUAUGGAACAACAAUCUUCAACUGGGAGUGUAAACAGAUCUGUUGUAUACUUGGCUACACAUGUUUACAAAAAAAUACCUCAAGACGAACUUGAAUUGAUGGACCCUAACUCUUAUGAAGUAAAAUGCACAGAAUAUGUUCACAAGUAAUGGAGUUGAAUGAAACUGAGAAGUAUAGAGAUGAAACCCAUUUGGACAUAUAUGAAGUCGUCAAGGUGUUUGGAGUUGAUGAUAGAGGUUGUGUUCGAGGAAUGGGAGGUGGGAUAUCUAAUACUGGACUACUUGCUUCUGUAGUUCCUAGGGAGCAGUUACGACAGCAAGUGUUGAAGACUAGAGUUGUACAAGAUCGGGUCUGUAAUCUCGAUGAAACUGUUGAGACACUAAUGGCCGGUUUAAGUUGCAAUUGUAACCAUAGUAAUUCUAAUGCUCAGGGUAUGGAUGGUGGUGGUUAUCAACUAGCUGGAUCUCCACAAGUAAUUCUGAGGAACAUGAGAAAGAGAGUUGUUGCAGUAGGCUAUAUAUUUACCAAUAUGCCUCCAAUAGAUGAUGAAUAUCAUUUGGUCCUCAUUGAUGAAAUUUGUUUACCUUCUGAGAAUCUCUGUGAAGGUGAAGGAACUUUUAAAGAUGUUUCCACAGGUGACAAGGUUAUGUGGCCACAACACUAUGUUUUCCUAGUUGCCGCAGGUGGUGCAAGAUUUUAAUGGAUUUGGAGUUCUGGUUUUAUGUGGAGGUUUGGGACUUUUUGGGACUUUUUUUGGGUAUAUAUAUACAUGGUUGGUAUACAUGUAGGUUUUUUGGAUAUAUUACGUACUUGGCAGUAUAUGUAACUAGUUAUGAGAAUCUAUUUUUUGAGAUGUAAGUAUUUUGGGUUAGACUUGCAAGUUUGUAUGGUUUUGAGUCUCAUCUUUUUUUUUCUUUUCUUUUUUUUUUGUGAUGAAGAAGAGAUUCAAAACAUUUAAAGAAGUGUCUUGCAACUUCUAUGGAUAUGUAGAUUCAGUCUAAUGAAUAUAUUAGUAUCAAUCUUGUUCAGUUUUUAACA
This is a messenger RNA of Papaver somniferum (opium poppy), 2105 nucleotides long. RefSeq lists its product as uncharacterized. Lineage: Eukaryota; Viridiplantae; Streptophyta; Magnoliopsida; Ranunculales; Papaveraceae. The transcript is spliced from 9 exons. The record is from RefSeq and is a predicted model, not a curated record. Bases 1192 to 1767 code for a protein of 191 amino acids.